UUGUAGCAACGGCCCUUAACAACCCACCAGGCUCAUGGAGAAUGUCCGCGCCCGUGUGUGAAGGAAUGCCAGGCGUCACAGAGGGAAACACACCGAGAACAGGACACAGUGAAGUGUGAUCAAAGCUGACAUCGUCACAUCGAUGACUUUAAUUUAAUCCCGUUGCUUUUUGGUGAAUAUGGGAUGCUGCAGUUCCACUGUUACAGCGGUCCGACCGCUGGUGGAUGGAGAUCAGGAUGAGACAGGAAGUAAACUGGGUAGUCGUGGAGACUCUGCUGUGUCAAAGGGCACCACAGACAGUGGGGUGGUGAUGGAGAACAAGGAAAUGCCCGUAUUACCUGGAGCGGUGCCCAGAAUUCUCCCUCCUCUAACAUUGGGGUGUGGUGGAGCAAGUGUGGCAGACAGAAUUGCCCAAGAUGGUGUGCAUGAGCGUCAAAAGUCCAGUGAGAUCCUGGAGGAACUCCUGAACCAAGGUAUCAUCUCAGAGGGAAAGAGCAGAGAAAGGAGCAACAUGGCUGGAGAGGCCUACAACAUCAUACUGGAUGACAAGGAUUUGGUCAGGCGAAGGCCUCCCUCCAGACUGGAGUCUCUGAAGGCAAAGAAGAUGCAGAGUGUCCCCAGCAGAGAAGAGAUUGAUGAGAAGAUAAGACUAGCUGAAGAGAGACGCAAGUCAAGGGAAGACGAGCUCAAGGCGCGUUUAAGGACUAAGUCGGCGCGUGUACGUGUCCGUGUCCCCGUCUCCAAUGCGACCAAGGAUGAAGACACAUCCGGCACUCCUGUGGAGGCAUUUCAGUCACCUGUCACCUCUGACCCACCUCCACAGUUUCAUAACCAAGGCGCAUGCAGUUUGGCAGAGGGGAAAGAGUGUGUGAGCGAGGCUGGACAUGACAGCAGUGAGUGUGGAGAAGAAACGGGUAGAAAAGAGAAUAGAAAAGGGGGAGAGAAGGAAGGAGAGAGUGGAGACAACAGAGAGGAAGGUGCAGAGAGCGUGAGUGCUGGUGGGGAAGAGGAGGAGUUGAAGCAGGUGACAGAACUCCAGGAGAUGAAGCUCCUCACUGAGUGAUUCUAGCUUUCAGCAUGCAGAGGAGAAAAUGGAGACAUUUGAAAUCAUCACACAAAUAAGCCAUUAAUCACAGAGCGAGCGAGGGAAAAUGACAGGAAGCCAAAAAUUAUUACUUUUCUACUGAGAGGCCUGUUGUAACAUAGAUUCAUAUGUUGUUUAUAGAGAUACUGACAAAGGUAAUUAAGCUGUGACUGGUCACUUUAAAUGAGGUAAAUGUUAAGGAGAAUUGAAUCAUUUCCACUGCAGGGAAGCACACUGGCCUCAACUGUAGCCCAACAAUAAGCACAUGUGUGCUUUAAAUGAGUGACUGAAUUCUUAAGAUUUAAUGCUCUUGCCAACACACCAAAAUGACUUGUUUUACACGGUAGUUGUUCAUUGUUCAGUCUAAUUCAGCAUAUAAAAGCUGAAUCUUGGGCAUUAUUUCUGUAAAACACAAGAUGGCGCUGUUUCAGAGGGUAGAAGUUGUGCAGUCAGUGGCAUGAGCGCCUGAUCUUAAGGGACAGCUGAUGUUAACAUGGUUGGAAAGUGCCUUUACUUAUAUGUGUAAAGUGAUGUUGUUAACAAUCAAUAAAGUUCCAUAUUUUCCCCGUAAA
Solea senegalensis (Senegalese sole) is the source of this 1656-nucleotide messenger RNA. It is a transcript of the gene stmnd1, whose product is annotated as stathmin domain containing 1. The record is from RefSeq and is a predicted model, not a curated record. NCBI's taxonomy places the organism in Eukaryota, Metazoa, Chordata, Actinopteri, Pleuronectiformes, Soleidae. Gene Ontology annotation, biological process: microtubule depolymerization; regulation of microtubule polymerization or depolymerization; neuron projection development. Gene Ontology annotation, cellular component: neuron projection; cytoplasm. Gene Ontology annotation, molecular function: tubulin binding. The transcript has 5 exons. Bases 179 to 1063 code for a protein of 294 amino acids.